Messenger RNA from Daktulosphaira vitifoliae (grape phylloxera), 1039 nucleotides. RefSeq lists its product as uncharacterized. The coding region runs from base 1 to 624 and encodes 207 amino acids. Lineage: Eukaryota; Metazoa; Arthropoda; Insecta; Hemiptera; Phylloxeridae. The record is from RefSeq and is a predicted model, not a curated record. The transcript is spliced from 3 exons.
AUGGAAAUGGAAAGCAAAAAAAAAAAUCUUGCUCUACAGAAUACAAAUUCUAACCUUAUGCAAGAGACGGCUAACAAGGAUAAUCUAAUUAAACAGUUACAAACUAAAUUAGUAAUUAUAAUUAAUGUCACUAGAUAUAUCAAUUUUACAAUAAUUAUACUAAUAAUGGGAUAUUUAACACAGAAAGAUGGUAAAAAUCAAGUGGACGAACUACAGCAACAGUUAUCUAACCUUAAUGUAGAUGGACAGAUAAAAAUAGAAAAAAAUUGUACAAGCUGGUGGUGCCCAAAACAUUCAGGACUAGAAAAAAUUAUAAAUUUUCUAAAUCCAAAAACUGAAGAAGAAAAAAAAUGUCUUCGUUUGGCCAUGAAUAGGAGGAAGUACUGGGUCAAAGACAAUGAAAUAAAAUGUUGUGUCCACGAUAGAAAGUCUGGUAGUGACAAACAUACAAUUCCCCCAAAAUGUAUAGUGGAAUACAAAAAAUUGGCUCAUAUCGAUUCCACAUUCGAAGAAAUGGUCAUGGAAUUAGGUAUGAGUCAAACAAACGUUAAUGAACAAAAAACCUAUCAAAGAAGACAAUAUUCAUUAUCUGAAUCUUCAAAUGAUGAACAAUCUGCAUUUUAAAUAAAAUAAAUAUAUACAUUAUGCAUAUUAAUAUUAGAACUGGAUUAUUUAUUAAACUGAAGUCUCAUACAAAUAUAGUCUAAAAAAACUAAAAAACACGCUUUUAAAGCACAUCGAACUAAAAAGUUAAAAAUAAGCUUAAAACAAUAAUGAACGAAAAAUAUUAGUAUUAUUGUGAUAAAAGCGUCGGGCGCUCAAUAUACGAAAAAUAUGGCACAAAGCACCCACGCUUUGUAUAUCUUUGUAGUUUUAAAAACCUAAUAUUAUUUUAUUUUCAAAAAUUUUAAUUCUCAAUAGUUCUUCAGAAAAGGAGUGUCAUAUCCUUCACUGAUCUCCUCGUAAACAUAUACAUUUAUGAAUAAUAAAUGACGCGUUAGUAAAAAAUUGCAAAUUAUUUUAAAAAAAUAUUACUCAC